UUUCGAUCUAUUAUCUAGAACGAAAAUGUCAGUUUAAACAUAACCUAUAUAAAAUUGGGCUUAUUGUUUUGAAGAAGCUUCAUCAUAUAUAUUUUAAUAUUUUAUUGUGUAAUUAUAAAGUGAAAAAUGCAAGAAAUAUCCACAGUGAGGAAUAUAAUUAACAAUCGAAAUCGUGAUUGUUUAGGCUGUAGAAUUUUCAGUGGUUGUGGUCUUAUUGGUUCUGGUUUAUAUGUUGCGUAUCAUUCAAAAAAAUUUCAAAAAAAGAUUGGAAAAACCAUCAUGUACUCAAUUGGAAGCGCUUUAAUGCUCCUUGGUACUGCUCGAAUUUUGGAUCUCCCUCCAUUUCGCAAACAAUUUAACCAAGGAUGAUUAUAAACAAAUACUUAUUCAAUUUUCGUUUCUUAUAUAAAUGUUUUAAUAUCUUUUUCUUAUCUGUUUUGAUAUUUUUAUUAUAACUGCAAAAUAUAAAUCUACAACUGUAGUUUAAACAAUUUUAAAUAUUUAUUAAAUCUAUAUAGUUAUUUUUAAAAAAUCGCAUUUAUUUUCGUAUUUUUAUAUAAAAUAAAAUACAUUUAAUUUAUUUAAUGUAUUUCUUUAAUUAUAAACUACUAUGAAUAUAUAAUUUGUUUAUAAAUUAAUAAAAAUCAAUAUAAUGAAUUAAUGCAAUUUCUAUUAUAAAUAACAUAUAAACAAUCAAUUAGUUCAUUAUCAUUAUAAUUAUAUUUUAAUUCUGAAUUUGAUUAUUCACUAUUAUUAUGUAUUAUUAUAAUUAUUACAAAUUGUUAAAAUUUUUUUCGAAA
Molecule: messenger RNA, 800 nt
Organism: Apis mellifera (honey bee)
Lineage: Eukaryota; Metazoa; Arthropoda; Insecta; Hymenoptera; Apidae
Exons: 2
Coding region: 127-369 (80 amino acids)
Source: RefSeq, a predicted model, not a curated record